Antechinus flavipes (yellow-footed antechinus) is the source of this 879-nucleotide messenger RNA. RefSeq names its product basigin-like. Lineage: Eukaryota; Metazoa; Chordata; Mammalia; Dasyuromorphia; Dasyuridae. The coding region runs from base 1 to 879 and encodes 292 amino acids. The transcript has a single exon. The record is from RefSeq and is a predicted model, not a curated record.
AUGGGCUUCGCCCUCCGGGCCAAGGUGCUGGGGCUCGCUCUGGUGCUCGGCAUCUUGGCGGUUAGCCCCUGGGAGGUUCGGACCGCUGCGGUAUGGAGAACCGGGGUCGCCUUCGAGCCCCACCUGUACCUCACCUGCACCCUGAACAAGACGGAGGAAGAGGCCCGGCCCGAGGAGGAUUUGACGGCCAAGUCUGGCGGCCGCUGGCUCAGGGACGCGUGGCAGCUCCGGGAGGACCGCUUCGACAGCUCCGGGAAGGCCCCCGAGGCCCCCAAGGCGCUCCCCAAAGGAGAAUUCCAGUUCGUUUUCCCGGAUAAGCCGGCCUGUGCGAAACCUUCCAAGCGGCUGAAGAAGCCCCCCAAGGUGUUCGCGAAACCCAAGAUCGAGCGCGCCAUGGAGGGCCAGGACGUGAUCCUGGCGUGCGAGAGCCGCUCUUACCCCUGCAUCUCCUACUGGGACUGGUACCGGCACCACGAAGUCAACGGCGACAGGCUGCUGCUCAACGGCACCGGGCGGCGCGUCUUCAUCACCGAGAGCGGCCACCGCAGCGAGCUGAUCCUCCGACGCCUGGACGCGGCCGAGGACCCUGGACACUACAUCUGUGUGGGCAGCAACAGCCAGGGCCACCACGCCGCUGUCGUCCUGCUCAAGGUGCGCAGCCACUUUGCCGCGCUCUGGCCCUUACUGGGCAUAGUGUUCGAGAUGCUGCUGCUCUUCACUAUCCUUCUCUUCAACGAGUUUUGUCGCGGCGGACGGGAGCAGCACCGGAGGAUUAGCAGCUCGGCCCCCCCCCCUUCCCCUUCCCCCUCCCCCCUUCCCCCGCCCAUCCCUUUGCCCCGGAGCAAGCCGAUCCGGUUUCAAAAUAAAGAUGGCCCCUGA